Arctia plantaginis is the source of this 1056-nucleotide messenger RNA. The record is from the annotation of a GenBank genome assembly. Lineage: Eukaryota; Metazoa; Arthropoda; Insecta; Lepidoptera; Erebidae.
AUGCCUAGGGAACGUUCGGUAGACGACAACUGUAACGCUAUCGCAAGGCUCAUCAAGGACUUCUGCAGUUGCUCCGAGAACGGCGCCUGGUCGCCAGAGAUGACGUCGGACAAACGAAAAGGCCCGCUCCUCAAGAGCGAGUUGACGAACAUGUCUGCAAUGCGUCGAAGAAUAAUCUCUCUGGCUAAAAGAAAAACCAGAGAAGAUCCCGAGCCGCCAAAACUGACCUACGGCAACACAUUUCAAAAAAGCUCCGAAACUUUGACUUCAAAUCUUGUAAAUACUACAAACAGUUCUCAAAAUAGUACUUUAAGGAAGAAUAUAGACAAUUUUCUUUUAUCCAGAAGGAUAUUUGCAAUUGAAGAGAACAUUUACGAGAAGCCAAUACCAGUUAAACACGCGACCUGUGGUGAAAACUGGUCUUUGAGUAAAGCGUGGAGGAACAGUAAUACAGAUUUCUUUAAUCGUUCCCCUUCGAUUGAUUACAGUGAGACAUCUGAACGUAAGCUUGAACCUAUCGAAGAGAUACCGCAACGAAAAAAGCGGAACAAGAAAAUGAAAGAGCAAUUACGUUACGAUAGAAAUAUAAAACGCCAUAUUCGGAUUCGUGUGAUGUUGUCUCUAAGGAUGCGAAGAUAUAUGAAGAGAAGAAUGAAAAAACCUGGUCUACAUUUAGCCCAGAAUGUGAAUGUGCCUCCUAGACGUUUUCCUAGAGGAGCGUCAGUAACCUCGAGUUUUGGGACGAGGUCAUACCGAAGUGUGAUGACGGAUAAAUUGGCGGAUGGUGCUGUGUUGUUUGAUAUACAUGAGGCGAGGAAUUCUACAAUGGAGUUGUGCCACGAUUAUGAAGAAGACAUCGACACGCUGGAGAUUGCAUUACGCGCCGGUAACUUUAGGAGCGGUCGAUUAGCGGUCGAGGGUUGGUGGUGCGGUCGAGCGAUGCCGGCCGCAGGCGGUCGCGCCAACAAUGGCGCCUUGGCGCUGCACUAUGCUGCCGCGCGGGGCUGCCUGGAUUGUGUCCGUCUCUUGACUAAUACCACGCCUGAUGUCUCGUGA